This is a messenger RNA of Ictalurus furcatus (blue catfish), 4852 nucleotides long. It is a transcript of the gene cnot3b, whose product is annotated as CCR4-NOT transcription complex, subunit 3b. NCBI's taxonomy places the organism in Eukaryota, Metazoa, Chordata, Actinopteri, Siluriformes, Ictaluridae. Bases 600 to 3341 code for a protein of 913 amino acids. The record is from RefSeq and is a predicted model, not a curated record. Gene Ontology annotation, cellular component: P-body; nucleus; CCR4-NOT core complex. The transcript is spliced from 19 exons. Gene Ontology annotation, biological process: regulation of DNA-templated transcription; regulation of stem cell population maintenance; nuclear-transcribed mRNA poly(A) tail shortening.
CAACUUUAUCCCAGUGCGGAACGGAACUAAUUGCUGUAUACACAUAGUUAUAGAAUUGUUUUAAGAUGUUAAGUAGACAUCAAAGGACUCUGGUAACAUUAUUAAUAGAAUUAUAAUACAUUAUAUUAUUAUCUUAUUAUUAUUGUAGUAGUAGUAGUAGUCGAAUAUACAUAAAAUGUUAAGAUGUUACAAUUAGUUAGUGGAUAACUAACCAUUUGGUACACCUUUAACCCCGCAAACUCCCCCAACCAUCGCGCGAAUCGCACGGCCUUUGCAGCUAGAUAGAGUGCUCUCCUGUCCAAUCACUGGCGACCAACGCGCAGCGACAUCCAAUAGGAAAGGAAGGAGGCGGGGACAGAGCCCAGCAAUGCUUCAACGGAGGAGGAGGUGUUCCUGGUGGCCAUCUUGGAUGCGCGGAGUGAUUGUUUGGCGAAUAGAAGUAAUAGGAAAUUAAAAAUAAAGACCGGAAAAAAAAGUUGGGAAAUUGUUAACAGAACACAAGCUGAAAGAAAAGAGGAAAGGUGAAACUAAGGAAAAUCAGGUAAAACCGGCUCUUGUUUGGGCGAAAGAAGGCAUGAAGAAAACAUCUUAGUCAAGUCAUGGCUGAUAAAAGAAAACUACAAGGUGAAAUUGAUCGAUGUCUAAAAAAAGUCACUGAAGGAGUUGAACAGUUUGAAGACAUUUGGCAAAAGCUUCACAAUGCAGCCAAUGCCAACCAAAAAGAGAAGUAUGAGGCUGACCUCAAGAAAGAGAUAAAAAAAUUACAGCGCCUCCGAGACCAGAUUAAGACGUGGGUGGCUUCAAACGAGAUCAAAGACAAAAGGCAGCUAGUGGACAACCGCAAACUCAUAGAGACACAAAUGGAGCGCUUUAAAAUUGUGGAGCGAGAGACAAAAACGAAAGCGUACUCCAAAGAGGGACUCGGCCUUGCUCAGAAAGUAGACCCUGCACAAAAAGAGAAAGAGGAGGUUGGACAGUGGCUAACGACAACGAUAGACACGUUAAACAUGCAGGUGGACCAGUUUGAAAGUGAGGUGGAAUCACUCUCAGUCCAGACACGGAAAAAGAAAGGAGACAAAGAGCUGUGGGUCAGUGGCAGCUCUCUCUGUUUUUUCCAUCAGAAGCAGGAUCGGAUAGACGAGCUGAAAAGGUUGAUUGAGAGGCACCGCUACCACAUUCGUAUGCUGGAGACCAUUUUGCGAAUGCUAGAUAACGACUCGGUACAGGUGGAUUCCAUCCGCAAAAUCAAGGACGACGUGGAGUACUACAUCGAUUCUUCUCAGGAUCCUGACUUUGAGGAGAAUGAAUUCCUCUACGAUGACCUGGACCUGGAGGAUAUAUCCCAGCCAUUGGUCGCCACAUCUCCUCCAACUCACACGGAGGAUGAAAUCUUCCAGCACUCCAGUUCCACACCGACAUCCACCACUUCGUCUUCCCCAAUUCCUCCAUCCCCAGCUACUUGCACUACAAAUUCUGAAGAUGAUAAGAAGCGAGGUCGUUCCACAGAUAGUGAAUUCAGUCAGUCUCCAGUAAAGAAUGGCAAUCCAUCAUCUCUUUCCUCAUCCUCGUCAUCCUCGUCAUGUUCGGGAUCCUCUUCUACCUUAGUGGUGUCUUUGGCGACCAUGGCAAGCAGCAGUAUCUCGGCAGUCGGGGGCAGCAGCCUCCUGAGCAAUAUAGGAGGCCAUGUACAAAACUCAUGCAGCUACAGUUCCGCCAUCCAGCAGCAAAUGCAGUCCAAAAAUGCCAUCAACUCCCAAUCCAGCAUUUCUGCCUCAGCAACUCCCUCAAAUAUCCUCUUACCCAACCCUACAUCAACCUCUUCUCCUUCUAAUAUCAGUUCACCAAGCAACCAGGUCCAGCCUCCGCUCACUCCAAGUCCAGCUUCCAGCCUGAGCCAUGCUCUCAGCCUGGGCCUAGCCAAGAGUGGUGUGCCGACCACCAGUGGCAUUGGCCAGAUUCCCGGCCUUGGUCUUUCAGGGAUGCCAGCAUCCAGGACCAGUAUGCCAGGGCCCCUGCAAAGUUCCACACCAGCACCAUACGCCCAGGCCGCUGCAUCCGGCACUGCCAAUGCCACAGUUAAUGCCAAUGUCACAAACUCCAGUGGAGUACAACCAGCUGGCACAAAUGGAAACAGUGCUUCAACAGGUCUCUUGGGGUCAGCACCAGGCACUACAGGGAUCAGCAGUGCAGUCUUAGGUCUGGGGACCACACAGACUGCAGUGCAGCCCUCGUCCUUGGUGACGCCCAGCCCCGUUGGAGGAGGACUGGUGCAGGCGAGCAGCGUGGGCGUUAUUGGGAGUAACGGUGGAAACUCUACAUCAGGAAAUGCAACAGCUGUGGGCAGCUCUGGGCUUCCAAGGCCACCUAGUGGGCAGAAGCAGAAUGGAGGCACAACCUACAGUGCCAUAGUAGCAGAUAGCACAUCUGAUUCUGCCCUCAACAGUGCCAGCCAGUUACAAAAUAACCAACCCUCAUCCUUAAAUUCCACAACCAAUCUGCCUAAGGACAGUGGGUCCAGCCUUCUGGGGUCUAUGACUCUUCCUACCAGUUCACCAUCGCCCUCAUAUAGUGAGAGUAAUCCGAGUGGGGGCAGCCUGUUGAAUGGACCUCACUCCUACACACAAGCGGCUGAUGCCAUCAAGCCUCAGGAACCGCUCAGUUCUCUAAAAUCGAUGGCAGAGAGAGCGGCUCAGGGCUCAGGUUUAGAGGGAGAACUCUCUGCGCUACAUCUCACUGGAGUAAACAAAGUUGGAGAUUGGAAUACAGGAGUGUGCAAUGGUUCAGAUAUCUUCCCUAGUUCCACAGCCCCGUCAGGUCCCCCUACAGCCCCCCAGUCUUCUCUUUCAGAGGUUAACAUUCCUCCAUCACUGGGUGUCUGUCCUCUGGGUUCUGUCCCCAUCUCCAAAGAGCAGCACUACCAGCACAUUAUGCAAGAGGCAGCCUGGACACACAUGCCCCACCCGUCAGACUCCGAGAGGAUCAGGCAGUACCUGAUGAGGAAUCCCUGUCCUACAUUGCCUUUCCAUCACCAGGUGCCACCACCACACACAGACUGUGUGGACUUCUACCAGAGGCUGUCUACAGAGACACUCUUCUUCAUUUUCUACUACCUUGAGGGCACAAAGGCUCAGUAUUUGGCAGCCAAAGCUUUGAAAAAGCAGUCGUGGAGGUUCCACACAAAGUACAUGAUGUGGUUCCAGAGGCAUGAGGAGCCUAAGACCAUCACUGAUGAGUUUGAGCAGGGGACAUACAUCUACUUUGACUACGAGAAGUGGGGCCAGAGGAAGAAAGAAGGAUUCACGUUUGAGUACAGGUAUCUUGAGGACCGGGACCUCCAGUGACGGACAAUAAGAACUGCAGACUACUGUUGACAUUCCUGGACUGAAUCCGCACUCUCACGCACAUGUGGUGUGGCGACUCAGAUGCUGUAGCGAGCUGUUUUAUGUCUCGUUGGUGCAUAUUGCCUUUGGAGUUUCUCACAGUACCUACAAAAUCCACUUGCCCAGUACUUUUUCCACUUACCACCUUGUUUUAGUAAAAUCUGGACAGAGCAUUCUUGAGCCAAAGAGACACAAGCUUAAAAUAAUUUCAUCCAGCACAGUAAGAUGACGACAAACACAAGUCAGGUUGUGUGGUACGAUUCAUAGUGCACAAGCAAAUGUUAAAUAUCUGUUCUAGCACAAGGAAUACUGAGCUGUGGGAGACCAAAUUCAAUUGCAUAUUCUUGAAGUUGUCAUCAUUUUAAAGCUGGAUGAAAUGAACUGGCUUGCAUUUGAUGUCUGACCGAAACCAUAAUCAAUAAUUCCAUUCGCUUCCUCCUUGUACCUUAAGCAUUUUUUUUAAAUACAGUGGGACAUUUUAAAAUUAGAGUUGUCCAAAUUAUUAUACAACAAUCCAAUAUUCAAGAGUAAUUACAAUCUGUAUCCCACCCCACUCCAUCCAGCCCCUAAUUCUAACUAAAGAUAACGACACUGCCCAGAGUGAGAGAGAAUUGGAAUGAAAAGCACCAGCACUAAACAAAAAAUAGAGAGAGGGAGAAAAAAAAAAAAAAGUCUGCUCAUUCAGAAUUGGACCUGCACCCAUUACUGAGGCUCAGGGAAAAAAAAAAAAAGGUAAUAAAAGACUUGGUUUGCAUGACCACAGUAUUGUGUAUGGAUCGUACAAAACCUUAAUUUCGACUGACUAAAAGAAAAAAUAUUUUGUGGAUCAUUAAAAGCCCUUGGUCAGUAUGAGAUGAACUUGUUUUUGGACUUUCACAAAAAAAAAAAAGGGCAUGCUUUUCUGAAGCAUCACUACGGUCACAUAAGGGACUAAAUAGCCCCCAUUACUUUCACCUUAUUCGCCAGCAAUCUGCUUCAUUUCACAAAGUUUCUUAAUUAUAAUAUUCUCCAAUGUUUGGAGUGUCACCCCAGUCAUUUAUCCCUUCCCCCUCCCCACCAUCCCCAUGAGAACUUGCCUUGCCAUCUUGGAUAUAACUAAUCUGAAGAAAGUAAAAAGUAAUCAGUGACUUAUGUUUUGUUUAAUUCCAUUAAACACGGUGCAUGAUACCUAUGUGACGAGUGGCCAUGUGCCCCAUCUAGUUUUUGUUACGUUUACCUUUUCUGAGCGUACUGUAUGGAAGAGAAUUAAAAUGUGAAUUAUAUAUAUAUUUUUUCCUAACUGGAAAAAAAGUGAUGUACAGAGCAUUCUUUCAUCUCGUGUCUUUUUUUUUUUUCUCUUUCCCCUCCAUUUUCAAAGGAGCAGCAUAAAAAAAUGACAAUUGCAAAGUGGAGAGGAGUUCAAGAACAUUACACAAGACAAUAAAAUGAAGUAAAGGAUUGUAAAGUAUUAAUAAAGAUUACUUUUCAAAUAA